Teleopsis dalmanni is the source of this 649-nucleotide messenger RNA. RefSeq names its product succinate dehydrogenase assembly factor 2-B, mitochondrial-like. The transcript is spliced from 3 exons. Bases 114 to 611 code for a protein of 165 amino acids. Lineage: Eukaryota; Metazoa; Arthropoda; Insecta; Diptera; Diopsidae. Gene Ontology annotation, biological process: protein-FAD linkage; tricarboxylic acid cycle; mitochondrial electron transport, succinate to ubiquinone. Gene Ontology annotation, cellular component: mitochondrion. The record is from RefSeq and is a predicted model, not a curated record.
AAUGGUUGGCAACACUAGAACCAAUUGUCAAAAAUAAAAUUGUGUUUUUAUUUUUGCUGGUCAGUCAAAGUAAAAAUCUAAGAAUUUAUUUGAACAAGUUUAUUUUAUAAGAAAUGUUGCGUAAAGUUUGUUGCUCAAGGUAUUCCGGUGGAAUUCUACCGUAUUUGUUAGGUAAACAAAAUUUUUCCAGUGCAGCUGGAUCAACUGGAAGUCAACCGCCAAAAAAAGAAGUUCUUAACCAUGCUGAUGUACCUAUUAUUGACUAUGAAGAUCCGGACUAUUUACCACUGCCGGAAUAUCCCAUGAGACCGGAUGAACCACUCGAGGUACGCAAGCAACGUUUAGUCUACCAAUCACGCAAGCGGGGCAUGCUUGAAAAUGAUUUGCUACUCAGUACAUUUGUGGCUAAGUACUUAAAAGACAUGGAUGCCAAGCUAACACUGCAGUACGAUCAAUUAAUCAAUGGUGUUUCAAAUGACUGGGACAUUUAUUAUUGGGCUACACAAGUUAAACCGACUCCUCCAGAACAUGAUAAUGAAAUUAUGCGCAUGCUAAAGAAACACGUAGCCAAUGAACAACGUGAUAAGCGUUUGAGGCAACCGGACCUGUAAACUUUAUCUAUAAUUAUUAAAAAAUGUUGUUUUAUUUU